AUGUAUGUUCCUCGAUAUCGUUUAUUAAAGAUCUAUUUUCAUCGAUCUCGUUUAUUAAAAAUGUUAACGAUUCUUAUUUGUUUAAUUAUAUUGUAUCAUGUCUAUCGUUCAUUAUUUAAUUCAAUAAAAAAUCAACCAUUGGUUAUAAAUAAAGAAACAAAAUCAUUAAUUUCAUUUGAUUUAAAUAAAGAUUUUGAAGAAAUUUCAGAAAAUCUUCCACCAUUUUAUAUUCGUUUACCAAUUUUUUGCUUCAUUAUCAGAAAAAUUUGGUAA
Rotaria sordida is the source of this 273-nucleotide messenger RNA. The record is from the annotation of a GenBank genome assembly. Lineage: Eukaryota; Metazoa; Rotifera; Eurotatoria; Philodinida; Philodinidae.